ACAGUCCGGCGCCUGCCUGGUAACCGCGCCGCGCGCCAGCAACGGCCGGCGGCCUCGCCCGCCCCCGCGGCCAGGCUGCCCCAGGGCGGCGACGGGCUCGGCGGCCGGCCUCGCUGCUCCGCGUCGAGCGGGGAGAGGCCGGUGCCGCUUCGCUCAGCGGCGCCGCGGGGUGGAUGCCGCAGCCCGGCGCGGUUCCCCGCCCGCGCGGCUGCUGGGGGGGCGGCGGUAGAAAGCGCCCGUGGGCCGAUCGCGGGGGGGAGGGCGCGGGCCGCGGUGCCCCCUGCUCGGCUUCCCCGUGGGGCUGCUGCCAGCGGAGCUAGAGCGGCGGCGGGGGCCGAGCGGUGAAGAUGGCGACCCCGGGGAUGAGCUGGCAGCAGCAGCACAGCCACGGCAGCAGCUCCGCGCCCGGCGCGGGAAAAUUCGCCUCGGCCUCUGCCCCGGCGGGAGUCGGCUCCGAGCACAGCCCCGACCUGCAUUUCAAGAUGAGCAAGAAGAUUGCCCAGCUCACGAAGGUAAUAUAUGCUUUAAACACUAAAAAUGAUGAACAUGAAGCUGCUAUCCAAGCCCUCAAGGAUGCUCACGAAGAAGAAAUUCAACAAAUUCUCGCAGAAACCAGAGAGAAGAUCUUGCAGUAUAAAAGUAAAGUUGCAGAAGAAAUGGAUCUUAAGAGAAAGAUCCAGGUUUUGGAAGAGUCACUGGAAGAUCAUAAAAAGAUGAAACAUCAGGCCUUGACAGAAUUUGAAGCCUAUAAGGACAGAGUUGAAGACAUGCAGCUUUGUGCAGAAGCUCAGCAUGUCCAGCGUGUAGUGACCAUGUCGAGAGAAGUAGAAGAGAUUAGGAAGAAAUUUGAGGAAAGACUACGAAGUUUCAUACAGCUGCAAGCACAGUAUGAGAAGGAUAAGCGUUCAGCUCUGGAAGACUUGAGAGCUGCACAUAAACUUGAGAUUCAAGAGCUUCUGAAGACUCAGCAGAGUCAGAAUGCUACAUUAAGUAAGGGGCAAGAAAAGCUAGAGGAACUGCAUAGACUGGAGCUGGAAGACUUAAACAGUAAAGUUGAAGAGUUAAGACGAGAAAGAAAAAAACUCAUUGAGGACUAUGAAGGCAAACUCAGCAAAGCUCAGUCCUUUUAUGAACAUGAACUUGAUUCUUUGAAAAGAUCUCAGCUUUUUACAGCUGAAAGUCUGCAUGCUUGCAAAGAAAAAGAAGUGGAGCUAAGAAAAGAAUUUCAAAACCAAGAAAGUGUUUUACGGAAAAACCUGGGAAAACUUAAAACUGAAUUGCAGAUGGUCCAGGAUGAAGCUGCCAGUCUACGGGAAAAAUGCCAGAAACUUCAGGUAGCUCUUGGUACAGCGGAAAACAACGUACAGGUUCUUCAAAAACAACUAGAUGAUGUGAAGGAGGAGGAGAUGUCAUUGUUAAGCAAACACAAAGAAGUGGAAAGUGAGCUAGCAGCUGCUAGGGAACGCUUACAGCAGCAGGCCACUGACCUUGUUCUCAAAGCCAGUCACAUUGGGAUGCUUCAAGCUACUCAAAUGACUCAAGAAGUUACAAUCAGAGACUUCGAAUCGGAAAAGUCUAGGCUGAAAGAAAAACUAUCCCAACUGGAAGAGGAAAGAAACUUAUUACAAAGCAAAACACAGAGCCUGGAUGAGCGACAAAGGCAGCAGAUCUUGGCACUGGAGAAGAAAGUAAAUGAAGCAAGGGAGACGCAACGGGAAUAUUAUGAGAAGGAGCUGGUAAAACUGCAGGCAAGAUUGGAAGGAGAGGCUGCACAGUUAAAGGAGGCUCAUUCUAAGACCUUAGAAGAAUUGGCAUGGAAACACCAUACUGCAAUUGAGGCUGCUCACACUAGUGCUAACAAGGAUAAGAAAAAACUGCAGAUGGAGUUGGAGCAGCAGUUUGAGAAGGAAAAACUACACCUGGAGGAGGAUAAGAGUCAGCUCCGACAGCAGUUGGAAAACCUACGGGAAGAACUGACAACCAAACUGACUUCAGCCAAUCAGGAGGUGUGUCGUCUACAAGACCUAGUAAGAAAAAGUGAACAAGGCCUUGGUACUGCAGAAGGACAUAUUUCCAGUCUUCAAGAAGCUCAGGAAAUACUCCAAAAAGAACUGGAAUUAACUAGAGCAAGGCUGCGAGAAACCACAGAUUCAUUGUAUAAUGUUGAGGGAGAACUAGAUCAGGAGAGACAACAACAUGAGGCAAUGAUUGCUGCCAUGAGAGAAGAGGAAAAGUUCAAAGUUGACAGAAUGGCCCGUGACUUGGAAAUAAAAUGGACGGAAAAUCUUCGACAGGAAUGUAAUAAGCUUCGUGAAGAGCUGAGGCUUCAGCAUGAAGAGGAUAAAAAGGCAGCUAUGACUCAGCUGUUACAGCUGAAAGAACGUGAAAAAAAUGCAGCCAGGGAUGGAUGGCAAAAAAAAGUUGAAGACCUUCUAGACCAGAUCUCAUUGCUGAAGCAGAAUCUGGAGAUGCAACUUUCCCAGUCUCAGAGCUCUUUGCAACAGCUACAAGCCCAGUUCAGUCAGGAACGACAGAGGCUGACUCAGGAGAUCCAGGAAUUAGAAGAGCAGCAUCAGCAAAGGCAUAAAUCUCUCCAAGAAGCCCACAUCCUUGCAUUUCAAAAUAUGGAAGAAACAAAAGAACAAGAGCAAAAGGAGUUAGAAGAACAUUUACAGCAAAAGCAUUCAGAAGAACUUCAGGCACUGAAAGAAACACACAAACAAGCCAUGGAAGGUUUCAAAUUGGAGAUGGACCAGGAACUUCAGACUCUUCGAUUUGAGCUGGAGGAUGAAGGAAAAGCUAUGUUAGCUUCCCUGCGCUCAGAGCUAAACCAUCAACAUGCAGCAGCAAUUGACCAGCUAAGGCACAAUCAUCAGCAAGAGUUGGUAGCUGCCAAACUGGAACUUGAAAGAAGCAUAGAACUCGGCAGACGGCAGGAGAAAGAAUUUUUAUGCCGAAUAUCGGAUCUGCAAGAUGAACUAAGACACCGAGACCAUCAUAUAGCUGAACUGGAUAAAGAAAUUCUGCAUCUUCAUGAGAAUAUAAGUGCACUGACCAGGGAACUAGAGUUUAAAGGGAAAGAAGUUCUCAGAAUACGCAGUGAAUCUAACCAACAGAUCAGGAUGCAUGAGCAAGAUUUAAGCAAGAAACAUGAGAAAGAGCUGGAUGUCUUGACAGCAGAUCACAUCAGAGAGAAACAAAGCAUGCUGGCAGAUUUUAAUAAGACCCAAGAACUGCUCAAGGAAAUUAAUUCAGCUUUACAAAUUUCUUUAGAAGAAAUGGAAGAAAAAUAUAAAAACAGAGAAUCAAGACCAGAAGAUUUGCAGCUUAUCUCAGAGCUGAAAGACCUAAUUGCAGAGAGGGACCAGCUCAUAAAGAAAUUGAUUGAGGACAAAAAGUUCUAUCAACUGGAACUAGUUAACAGGGAGACUAACUACAACAAAGUGUUUAAUGCAAGCCCUAAUGUUGGUGUUAUUAAUCCAUUGGUGAAGCAAAAGAAGAAGAAUGAUAAAUCGACAAACAGGUUUGUGAGUGUCCCCAAUCUAAGUGCUCUGGAAUCUAGCGGAGUGGGCAAUGGACAUCCUAACCGCCUGGACCCCAUUCCUAACUCACCCAUCCACGAUAUUGAGUUCAACAGCAGCAAACCACUACCACAGCCAGUACCACCCAAAGAGCCCAAGAUGUUUUUGAGCCCUCUUCAGACUGAAGCUUCACCAGUGGCUUCACCAGAUCCACAGCGCCAGGAGUGGUUGGCCCGAUACUUCACAUUCUGAGAGAUGAUUUGUUUUUGUGGCACAGCGUGGUGUGGACUUUUUAUAAGAGCAUGACCUUAAGUAAACCCUUAUGUGAACAAGCUUUCCUGUAAUUUGUCAAACACUGUGAAUGAGAAAGUAUUUGUCUUUCUGAUUUGAAAUGCACUGUAUUUCACGUGAUAUUUGUUGGAAUCACUUGACAUGGUACUAUAUAAUGUGUGUAAUUAUAACUAUUAUUUUUAUUUAAAAUGGAAGAAUCUUUAAACUUUGUAAUAACUACAUAAUAAAUUUUGGUAGAACAAACAUAAUGCUUUCCCCCUUUUUCCUAUGAAUAUGUGUUUUCUUUGAUUUCAGGUAAGGCCCCCCCCACCCCACUCCCCAAAAUAAUGUAAUUGCAUGGUUAUUAUAAAUAUGAUUUAAUUUGUAAAAGGAAAAAAAAGUAUAUAUUUUUCUCUCUCCAGUUAAGGACAGGAUAUGUUUAAUCCAUCCCCAUUCUACUGUGUUACUUUGUAGCACUUUAAAAACUGACCUCUUUCUAACAAUUAAACGGAAGAAUGUGAAGUAAACCAAGACUAGUAUAGCUGCUGGCCUUCAGAGACGAGUGAUUUUGACAAGAACAAACAAAAAGGAAAAUGUUCUUUGAGAGGUUUUGACUUCUUACCUACUGCUCAUCAGCCUUUGCCUUCUAGUUAUAACUUAACAUUUUAACUUUGAAUUUAACCAGAAGCUGUUCUCACAAAUUAUGUAUUUAUUUUAUGAAUACCAACAAAGACAAAUGCUUGGAAAAUCUGGAAUACUGUGCCAAGUAUCUCUGCAUAAAUCAAGACUCCAGAUUUUGAUCUUACUGUCCUGCUUUGGAUAAAAUUCAUGCCUGAAAUGCAAAAGCAACAACAACAACAACAAACUUUAUCCAUUCAUACACACUACAAGAUACAGAUCUUUCAUUAAAACUUACAGUCCAUUUUCUAUAUUAAAGAGGCUUUUUCUUCUUCUGAAACUAAUCUAUGAACCACGUGUUUUUUUUUCAGCUAGCGAGCAUGAUUCUCCAGUCUACACCUUUUACGAUGCCAGUCUUACUCCAGACGUUUGAGGCAGCAUAUAGAAAAAUAAAGCCUACUGUCUUUAAUAUUAAUAUUUUUUUCAUUCAAAGAUUACCACAAAGUAACUCACACUGGUAGUCUCAGGGAGAAAAUUGUCUUUGUUUUAUGAAUGUAUUUUUAAGCUGAAUCUCUUAUCUUUUAAAAGCAGCAAAAAUUGUUUGAGCUAUUAUUUGAAUAAGGUUUUAGUUGGCAUACACAAAGGUAUUGAACUUUAUUAUUUCUUCUGAAGCCCUAACCAUAUCCUUUUUCCCUGUAUGCACAGAGGUAAAUACCCAAAUGAAGAUACUUGCUAAUUACAGUGAGUUUUAUAUGUAGUAUAUGUAUAAAUGAAAAAUUUGUAUGUUUUCAUAUAAACAAAAUAUUCUAAGUGAACAUUUUAAAACUUAUAUCUUGUAAUUCAGCUUGAAAACUCCAUUGAAAGCUGUAUUCUGGUGAUGCUGACAUGGAUUAAGGAUGUAUACAGCAGAUUUUCUGUACUCGGUGGACUCAAAUGUAGGUAUAUGCAACUUUUUAAUUUUAGAAGAAAGCCAUAUUAGGCAAAAUGACAGAUUUCUUGGCUGUUAAUCAAAUAAAAUACACUAGAUCAUUUUGUUACAAUGUU
Messenger RNA from Dromaius novaehollandiae (emu), 5453 nucleotides. RefSeq names its product family with sequence similarity 184 member A (gene FAM184A). The transcript is spliced from 18 exons. Bases 348 to 3773 code for a protein of 1141 amino acids. NCBI's taxonomy places the organism in Eukaryota, Metazoa, Chordata, Aves, Casuariiformes, Dromaiidae. The record is from RefSeq and is a predicted model, not a curated record.